CUCUUCCGCCUUGUCGUGUUUACAUGAGAAGUUAGCUAAAGAAGGUGGGCUAACGUUACAUUGCUUCAACUAAAUUAUAGGCAGUGGUCAGUUUAGUGUUUUCUGAAGAUGACGGACCAGAAAGCAAAGAAUAUUAGUUCCAUCCCCAUCGACGGAUUCAGUAAUUUAAGAAUAACGUCAAUAUGGACAUUUCUCAUGUCUGUGCAGUGGUCGGAGCCUUGGAUUAUCGGGUUGUUGGUGUUUCAUAUUGUGUGUUUGGGCCUGACUGUGAUAACCUGCCGAUACUACCGAGCUCAGAUCUGCCACUUCCUGCUAAUGGUUGGCCUGGUGUAUGGUGCUGAAUAUCUGAAUGAACUGGCUGCCAUGAAAUGGAGGUCCUUUUCUAACUUUCAGUACUUUGAUUCCAAGGGUAUGUUCAUAUCCUUGGUCUACUCAGUUCCUCUUCUGCUCAACACUGUCAUCAUUGUGAUGGUGUGGGUGUACAGGACCUUUUCCACUAUGACUGAGCUGAAGACCCUUCAGUUGAAACAAAAGGCUCGCAGAAAGAAGAAUGACUGAUCCCUCUGUUCAUUAAAAUCCAUUAAAGGGCUUUACUGAGAGGAACUUUUGCUAGUCCUGAAUUUUGGAGACAGAAGGUAGAUUCCUUCUUGUGACCAUGAAAAGGAUCGUAAGUCUGAGGACUGGAUGUCUUUCUGUUAAGUUUUCUGGGAUGGUUCUGAUGAAUAUACUGUACAUUAUGAAAUUUUUAUGGACCAGGGGAUGUUAACUGUUUUGUAUUUAUUGUUUUAAAGUGUGCUAAAUUGUACAAAGAAGAUAAUGCAAGAUAAAGGCUUUUUGAAUUACA
Messenger RNA from Monopterus albus (swamp eel), 844 nucleotides. It is a transcript of the gene tmem18, whose product is annotated as transmembrane protein 18. The record is from RefSeq and is a predicted model, not a curated record. Lineage: Eukaryota; Metazoa; Chordata; Actinopteri; Synbranchiformes; Synbranchidae. The transcript is spliced from 5 exons. The coding region runs from base 109 to 558 and encodes 149 amino acids. Gene Ontology annotation, cellular component: nuclear membrane.